Molecule: messenger RNA, 1689 nt
Organism: Rhagoletis pomonella (apple maggot)
Lineage: Eukaryota; Metazoa; Arthropoda; Insecta; Diptera; Tephritidae
Product: arrestin domain-containing protein 5
Exons: 5
Coding region: 215-1600 (461 amino acids)
Biological process (GO): protein transport
Cellular component (GO): cytoplasm
Source: RefSeq, a predicted model, not a curated record
UCGCGUACGGUUGUACGUAGGCACUCUUCGCAUUGAAGUAGAAAGUUCAAAUUAUUUAAAUAAAAAAUGGUCCCAUAAGAAAUGAAGUUAGCCAUUCGCGAGCUGAGAAAUUUUAACGAGCGCGAAAAUAUACGAUUUUAACGAAAAAUAAAAAUACGAAUACAAAAAGAAAGUUUCGGUUCGUGUCAAAGUUUAAUAAUACAUUUGUGUGAAAAUGGGUGAAACCAAAAAGUUUAAUAAUUGCAUUAUUAUGUUUGAUCAAAAUGAAUUUGGCACCUAUUUUACUGGCCAAAUUGUGAGUGGAAAAGUGGUGGUCACGCUAGAGAAGUCCAAGAAAUUAAAAGGUAUUAAACUACAAAUUUGCGGUUUCGCUGCUUGCCAAUGGCGUGAGAAAUAUGGCCAAAAGUUAGCGGUGCAAAAAAUUAAUCCUCGAGUUAAACGAAUAUACUUUGGACGCGAGGAAUAUAUUGCAUCUACAACAUAUCUUGUGGGCUCAGAACAUGGUAGUAAUUUCAAUAUGGAUGCUGGCACUUAUACCUACACAUUCUCCUGUCCCAUACCACCAAACUGUCCUUCAUCCUUCGAAAGCACUUACGGACACAUACGUUACCUCGCCAAAGUUACAUUUAUACGAAACGGCGCUGCCGAUCGCGUACACAAUGUAGGCUUCACAGUACUCAAAUUGCUAGAUUUAAAUCAGGAGAGUAAAAUGUUGAAGUCGCCCGCCACCAACGAUGCGCUCGAGAAUGUCUGCUUCUUCCUAUCCAAGGCGGUACACCUGAAAGUCGACCUCCAACAGACAGGCUAUGUACCCGGCCAAUAUGUGUUGGUCAGCGCUGAUGUGGACAAUCAAUCGUCCGUAGACUGUAAAAAGCUUAUUAUAACGUUGAAUUUACGCGCCACAUACACUUCAGAUACGCCAGCUUUGCGCACAGUUUCGGAGAAAAUUUGUCUUGCGAAAAAAGUUUGUGGUCAUGUGCCGCGUUACAUGCGCAAAGCCUUCGCAGAAACUAUACGCGUGCCAGCGACUGCGCCAACCUGUGAGCAUAUAAGCAAAGUUGUACGCGUCUCCUACGAGCUUUGUGUGCAAGCAAUGAUGAGUUCUGUGAUGCGAAAUCCGAAAACCGUUAUACCAAUAACUAUUGGCAAUGUGCCCUUAACGACAGCUGAUGAGGAAGAAUGGUUAGAGGAAGAGGGGGGAGGAGAAGAUGUGCCAACAACAUCUGCUGGACACGUUCGAUCAACUAGAGAAAUGGAAAGUGAUAUUGGGGCGAUAAGAGCAGUGAGCGAGGAAGAUACAAGUGAAGCUGAGGAGGGAAUUGAUUUGCCUCCACCCACCUAUGAGGAGGCGAUGUUCAUGAGUACCAAUAUAGCUGACAAUGAUACCAACAUAGUCAGUGUGGAUGCACCAUUUACGCCCCGUUAUCCUGUCUUCAACGUGGACGAGGCAAAUUUGGCUUUAGGCGGCAUGGGUUUGAGUCCACCACCUAAUUUGCCACAAAAACGAAAACGUCGCAGAAGGCGAUGCCGGGCGCCCGAAGCUGCUCCAAUGGAGUUCCUAAAAGAGCGACCGCCAACGGAAUCGCCGAUACAAAUAUGAAAUUAGCAACGAAUUCGUACGUAUUUACUUACGUAUGAGAAAAAGUCUAGAAAAGCCAAAGUGCAAUACAUAUCAAUUAAUUAAAUAUU